CAUGCCACGUCAAAGAGGUGAAUUUUGGGAUGAAUUUACAAAAAUAAUCAAAGAUGAACAAGAAAGAUAUGAAUGUAAAAAAUGCAAUAAAUCUUGGGUUAAAAAUGAAUCACAAAUGUUACAGCAUUACAAUUUAUGUUUUUUGAACAAGAAAGAAGAAUCAUCAACAUCAGCAUCUAAUACACAAGUCAAUAAAAUUACUCAAGACGAACAGGAAGAAUUAGCAAGUUUAUUAGCACGUGGAAUUUAUUCUAGUGGUGUUUCUUUUAACAUACUAGAAAAUGAUGAUAUUAAAGCUUUUUUUGAAAAAGCAUGUCCAUUUUUUAAAUUACCUACAUGA
Dentiscutata heterogama is the source of this 340-nucleotide messenger RNA. NCBI's taxonomy places the organism in Eukaryota, Fungi, Glomeromycota, Glomeromycetes, Diversisporales, Gigasporaceae. The record is from the annotation of a GenBank genome assembly.